AUGACAGACGGAGAUGAGUCCAAGUGUCCAGUUCCACAUGAUCAAAGAGAUGUAUGGCUGAAGCAUAGCCAGCAAGCGCAGCAAGCUCAACAAGAGCAGAAACUAGCACAGCAGAAACUAGCACAGCAGAAACUAGCACAGCAACAGGAUCAGCCUAAAUGUCCAGUCGAUGACCAUUCUAAGGAUGUAUGGCUGAAAUCAGGCAAGAAGCAUGGGGAAGCGGCAAAUGACGUCGGUCUGGCUUCCGAGCGUGAUGUCAGCAGUAUACCCAGAACAGGUUCUGAGGGGAACUGGGUAUAUCCAUCGGAAAAGCAGUUUUUUGACGCCAUGAAAAGGAAGAACUGGGACCCCCAACCUGAAGAUAUGAAGACCAUCGUGCCAUUACAUAAUUAUGUUAACGAAAGAGUGUGGAGAUAUAUUAAUAUGUGGGAGAAUGGUCUAGGAGGGGACAGCUGCGGUGGAAUCAAAUUGACUAACUUUAAAGGCCAGUCAAAAAAACUUACCCCAAGGGCAUGGUUCAGGUCCACAAUAUUGGGUAUGGCUAAACCUUUUGACAGACACGAUUGGACAAUAGAUAGAUGUGGGAAGACAGUUGACUACGUAAUUGACUUUUACUCUGAGGAGGUCAAGACUAGCAAGGACAAUAUUGCAACUGAACCGCAGAUAUAUCUUGACGUCAGACCAAAGCUAAACUCUUUUGAAGGUAUCAAAAUGAGAAUACUCAAAAGUGUAGGUCUCUUAUAA
Molecule: messenger RNA, 744 nt
Organism: Nakaseomyces glabratus
Lineage: Eukaryota; Fungi; Ascomycota; Saccharomycetes; Saccharomycetales; Saccharomycetaceae
Gene: CYT2
Product: cytochrome c1 heme lyase CYT2
Biological process (GO): cytochrome c-heme linkage
Cellular component (GO): mitochondrion
Molecular function (GO): holocytochrome-c synthase activity
Source: RefSeq, a predicted model, not a curated record